Brettanomyces nanus is the source of this 1137-nucleotide messenger RNA. RefSeq lists its product as uncharacterized. The transcript has a single exon. Gene Ontology annotation, molecular function: serine-type endopeptidase activity. Gene Ontology annotation, biological process: proteolysis. NCBI's taxonomy places the organism in Eukaryota, Fungi, Ascomycota, Pichiomycetes, Pichiales, Pichiaceae. The record is from RefSeq and is a predicted model, not a curated record. The coding region runs from base 1 to 1137 and encodes 378 amino acids.
AUGGAGGCAUUAUGCAUUCAAGAUGAUCAGAUAAAAGCAUUCAAUCAUGUUCGUUCUGGUAUUAGAAAAGUGUUUUCUUUUGGGAAGUUUGAGGGAAUAGUUGGUGAGUUUACUAACGACGUUGUUCAGAGGUUGACGGACAAUCCUUUAAUCGAAAGAAUCACUCCUGACAUCGUUGUCAGUGCUGUAGAUUAUACAGUCCAGUCGGAUACACCAGCUCAUUUAGUAAGACUCACUCAAGAAAAUGCUGUUGACAAAGAAGAAGAUUCGGAAUACUUUUAUGAUACAGCUCAUUUAGGACAGGGAGUCAACGUAUACAUUAUUGAUACGGGAGUAUUUGUUGAGCAUCCGGAAUUUGAAGGAAGGGCUAUUUUAGGACCAAAUUUUUCUGAAGAUAUAAGACACCUAGACUAUGUUGGACAUGGUACUCAUGUUGCAGGUGUAGUUGCAUCUAAAACAUACGGUGUUGCAAAGAAAGCUAGAGUUAUAUCCAUAAAGUCACUAGACAGGUUUGGACUGGGUUCCCUUUCAUCCGUCAUCGCUGGAUUAGAAUAUGCAGUAAAUCAUCGUAAACAAGAAGAUGUUCCAGGAGUAGCGAACUUGUCUCUUGGAGCUGCAAGAAGCUCAAUAUUGGACUCCGCUAUAGAAGCUGCGGUUGAUUCAGGAAUGAUUGUCCUAGUGGCUGCCGGAAAUAGUAACAUGGAUGCUUGCAGAACGUCCCCAGCAGGAUCAUCCUACUCCUUAACAGUAGGAGCUAUUGACGACAAAAAGGACCGAAUUGCAGGAUUUUCGAAUUGGGGUCGUUGUGUGGACAUUUUCUCCAGUGGUGUUGAUGUGAUUAGUCUAUCAAAUAAUCCUUUUGAUUAUUCCCAGAUUAGGAAGAUGUCCGGCACUUCUAUGGCUAGCCCUGUUGUUGCCGGAAUAUGUGCUAUUUUAUUAGAGAAGGGAAUUUCUACUAAUGCUAUCAGAGGAGAGCUAUUCAAACUAGCAAUUGACGGAGCUAUACCUCGUACCAGCCUUCUUCUAAGGCCGGGAAGUCCUAACAUGAUUGCCAGUACAGGCGUCAGAGAAAAUAUGUUGAUGGGAAGACAAGUUAUCAAUUCGACGAUUCAUAUGAAAUCGAGUGCUACAGUAUAA